AUGGCAGCCUUGGAAACUCAGAAGAGACCCUUGAUGUUGGCAGCGCUCAAUGGACUGUCUGUUUCCAGAAUUCCUUUGCCCGAGGACAGGCAGAAUGACACUGUGAUCGUGCCAGUCGAUGAGAGGUGCAAGGCCUUGAGGCGGAAGCUGGAGGAGGGGAUGGUGUUUACAGAGUAUGAACAGAUUCCAAAGAGAAAGGCAGAUGGAGUUUUCACCAUAGCAGCAUUACCUGAAAACACAGAACGCAACCGAGUACGCGAAGUUCUUCCUUACGAAGAAAAACCGUGUAGAGCUUGUUCCCACCAAAGAAAACCACACUGGCUACAUCAAUGCCUCACAUAUAAAGGUGGUGGUAGGUGAGAGAGAAUGGCAUUACAUCGCCACCCAAGGUCCUCUACCUCAAACCUUCCACGAUUUCUGGCAGAUGGUUUGGGAGCAGGGAGUGAAUGUCAUUGCCAUGGUGACCGCUGAAGAGGAGGAAGGAAGAGCCAAGAGUCACCGUUACUGGCCCAAGCUGGGAUCCAGACAUAACUCGGCUACAUACGGAAAAUUCAAAGUGACCACCAACUUCCGCACCGAUUCCGGCUGCUAUGCGACGACUGGGUUAAAGAUCAAACACCUUAUGUCCGGGCAAGAAAGAACCGUGUGGCAUUUGCAGUUUACCGACUGGCCAGAUCACGGCUGUCCUGAAGAGGUCCAAGGAUUUUUAUCGUAUUUGGAAGAGAUCCAGUCGGUCCGUCGUCACGCUAACAGCAUGCUGGACAGUAGCAGCCAUUGCAAUCCUCCGGUGUUGGUUCAUUGUAGUGCCGGUGUUGGAAGAACUGGAGUGGUCAUCCUGACUGAGCUGAUGAUGCGCUGCUUGGAGAACAAUGAGAAAAUUGAGAUUCCAGUGAUGCUAAAUUAUCUCCGA
This is a messenger RNA of Staurois parvus, 910 nucleotides long. Lineage: Eukaryota; Metazoa; Chordata; Amphibia; Anura; Ranidae. The record is from the annotation of a GenBank genome assembly.